Messenger RNA from Drosophila guanche, 530 nucleotides. RefSeq names its product small VCP/p97-interacting protein (gene Svip). Lineage: Eukaryota; Metazoa; Arthropoda; Insecta; Diptera; Drosophilidae. Gene Ontology annotation, biological process: negative regulation of retrograde protein transport, ER to cytosol; positive regulation of autophagy; negative regulation of VCP-NPL4-UFD1 AAA ATPase complex assembly. The coding region runs from base 61 to 309 and encodes 82 amino acids. Gene Ontology annotation, cellular component: endoplasmic reticulum membrane. The transcript is spliced from 4 exons. The record is from RefSeq and is a predicted model, not a curated record.
AAACAAAGCGUAGAAGAAGCCCUAUUUUUUGGCCAUUUAAAUAACGACUUCAAAACAGACAUGGGCGGGUGCCUAUCUUGCUGCGGCAACAGUGCCGAGGAAACCAAUCUGAUGCCAUCGCCGGAGGAGCGGCGUCAGCAGCAGUUGGAAGCGGCAGAAAAGCGUCGCCAGGAGAACGAAUCCCGUGGAAUCAGAAAUCCUGAGAACGUACGCAGACAGCAGCAAAGGGCGCUGGAGCAGGAACGACGCGAAGCUGAGGCGGAACGCCAAGGCCAGGGGCAGACCACGCUGAAGUGGCAAACGACUUAAGGUUACAGUGAAUGGCAGCCAACCACCGCAGCUGCCUGUGUCCGGCUGCUUCUAAAGCGCGGACGACGACCGCCGUUCAUCUGUUUUUUUUUGUUUGUUGCUGUUGUGGAUUUUAUCCGUGUUACCAGGGUACAUUUUCUUUUUUGUAUAUCUUUAUAUAUCUAUUGUAUUUUGUAUAUGUAUGUCUACUUCUACCUGUAAAGCACACUCCAAGUUGUUUU